AUGGAGACUCAGGUCUGCAUGUCACAGCUUUUGGAGAUGGAAAAGAUGGAGAACGGGUCGUAUCCUGCUGAGAGGAGAGCGCCAGAUCCACUCCUGGGUUCCCAGGAAACCCAAGUGCAACAAAAUGGGGACACUCCCGUGACCAUCUCUCCAAAGGAUGGAGAGAGCAGCAAAGUUGACCCUGCUGGUUUGCUGUCUGGGUUCAAACCAUGGGCACGUCGCUGGGCAGUUCCGAGUGUGUGUCUCAAUCUCGUACUGAUCAUCAUCAUCCUCAUCUUCAUCAUCAUCCUCAUCUCCAUGUCAGCAAGGAAACCUGAGCCGUGUCCAGCUGGAGCCGCCUGCCCAGACGGCUGGGUCGGAUACCUGGAGAAGUGUUACUAUUUCUCACAGGCUGAAAGGAACUGAACCUACAGCCAGAACAACUGCUCUGCCCUCGGUGCCUCCCUGGCAGUGAUUGACAGUGAUCAGGAAAUGGAGUUCAUGAAGCGCUGUAAAGGACUUGAGGACCACUGGAUCGGCCUCCGGAAGAGCCCUGGCCAGCGCUGGAAAUGGUCCAACGGCACCGAAUUCAACAACUGGUUUCGCAUAGAAGGCAGUGGAGAUUGUGUUUAUAUGAACAGCUAUGAGAUUGCCAGUUCAAGCUGCUCCAGACAGUUGCCCUGGAUCUGCCGCAAACCAGUGGAAUAGGUAGAAGGCAGUUCAAAGCUAAUGUCAUAUGGCCUGUCC
Messenger RNA from Mauremys reevesii (Reeves's turtle), 726 nucleotides. Its product is annotated as early activation antigen CD69-like. Lineage: Eukaryota; Metazoa; Chordata; Testudines; Geoemydidae. The transcript is spliced from 5 exons. The record is from RefSeq and is a predicted model, not a curated record.